Messenger RNA from Cryptosporidium muris RN66, 978 nucleotides. RefSeq lists its product as uncharacterized. The transcript has a single exon. Gene Ontology annotation, molecular function: protein binding. The coding region runs from base 1 to 978 and encodes 325 amino acids. Lineage: Eukaryota; Apicomplexa; Conoidasida; Eucoccidiorida; Cryptosporidiidae. The record is from RefSeq and is a predicted model, not a curated record.
AUGAAAACAAGGAUAAAAUCUGAACUACCAAUAUUUUGUCUUAGAGAUCAAUUUAAAAAUGCUAUUUCUUCUCUAGAAUUCAUUUCUAAAACGCAGUUAUUAUGUGGAACAGUUAAAGGUGAAAUUAGACUAUGGGACCUUGAGAAGCGCAUAAUGACAAGUAAUAAUAAUAAGUUAAAGACUAAAGUAAUACGGACUUUUACAGAUAUUGAAAAAGAACAUUUAUCUCUUGUGAUACAAACGAACAAUGGAUUAGUAUCAAAGUAUAUUUUAAAUAACUCACCUUCAUUGCAAAAUCUAAACUUAUCAAAGCAAUGGGAAAUACAGAAAAUUACAUUUUCAAAAAUUAGCAGGUGGAAUAAUUCAAGCAACCUGUUGCUUAUACCAGGAAAAGAACAGUAUAACUUUGCUAUAAUUGAUACUGAAAAACCUAAACCUGAAGAAACUCUAGUAUUAUUUAAAGGAUGUGAAAAUUUUGGCUCUUCUUUAGGAAUAUUAAUGAGUAUGCAACAGACUACUGAACAUAAUUUUAUAGCUGGAUAUGAAUCAGGAGCAAUUCUUGAAUGGGAUGCAAGGAAUCCUGGAAAUCCACUUGACAGUAAUUGUAUAGUCCCAUCUAAAAGUCCGAUUUUAUCUAUUUCAAGAGCCCAUAAUAGGGUAUGGAUAUCAGACUAUAGUAAUAAUCUUUAUGUGUAUAAUAGAAAAGACUUUAAAAUACCAAUAAAUACUUUAAAUUUAGCAUAUUCUGUCGAUAAUAUAGAAACUAGAACCGAUUCAAUGAUAACAAUUGCUUUAAGUUCAUCAAAUAGAGUUAUGGACUUGUACGAAAAUAAAAGCUUAAAACACAUUGGUAAAUUAAAGUGGCAUAAAAAAAAGAUUUCAAGUACUGUUUUUUGUCACUUUACUGGAAGAUUUGCUUCUAGUGAUGAUACCCUUAUUGCUAUUUGGGAUUUAUUCCAAGAUAAAUUUGUCAUAUAA